This is a messenger RNA of Leptomonas pyrrhocoris, 1959 nucleotides long. RefSeq lists its product as hypothetical. NCBI's taxonomy places the organism in Eukaryota, Euglenozoa, Kinetoplastea, Trypanosomatida, Trypanosomatidae. The transcript has a single exon. The record is from RefSeq and is a predicted model, not a curated record. The coding region runs from base 1054 to 1959 and encodes 301 amino acids.
GAAGUUUUUUUGCGUGUCCUACCUUUGAUGCACAUGCGCGUCUGCGUCGCGGAUGCCGCCAUUUGAUGUUUUCUUUUUGGUUUCUGCCGCCUGAGACUCCAAACGACUGCAGAGACCACCCAUUCUUCUUUUUCUUUUCUCUGGUUCGCCGCGGUGUCGUCUUGCUGCACCGUUGGGAGUUCUGCUCUCUGCCGCCUUCCCUUCCGCUACCAACACCUCUUCUUCUUCCGCACGCAGUCUUCGCACGACGGUGCGUUGAUGCGCGUAGCGCACAGCCAGGUUUUUCUUUUAAAAACGUUUUCUGCCUGAUUGCUGGUGAGCAGCGCGACGUGCACCUUUUCUUUUGCUGCUGCUCUCCACUCUUUCCCCCUUCCUCUUUUUGCCAUUUCCAAGCAACUGACCCGCCGGCCGGCCCUUGUGGGGAGGGAGGGCGACGUCAGCCCUGGCAAGAAGUGGAAGCUUCUUUUCCCUUUUCUACGAGACCGCACCUCGCAACGCGCAACAGGGAGAACUGCGUCUUUUAAUGUUCCUUCAUCAGUGAAGGCGGCACCCGACGAUUCGCAGUGGUGAGUACGUAAGAGGCGGACGCGCAUUAGCAUUAGAUAGUGAAACAGGAGUGUACGCGAAAGACAGCGAAUACAACGUGAUAUCCCCACAAACGGAGGCGGUGACACGUGGCGUUGUAAGACGAAAAGAGCGUAAGGGGCGAGAGGACAUGUGCAGCGCUUUCGGAUGACGAGUCAGCGAGGCAAGAAGGAGCGUUCUUUUAUGUUGUGCUUCCGAAGUCUGUCGGAGAACGCAUUAUCGUCUUUUCAUGCUUGCAAUACGCGACAGAAAAAACGCGGCUGACUGGCCGUACACAUCGAUGAAGAGGCUCCUGUGCCACUCGCCUGCUCGCUGCCCCGCCGGUGUUUCCAAUUUCGUAUUGGGCGCAUUCUCUCGACAGUUUAUUAUGGCUACCACCUCUACUCCCCCAAUUCAACCCUUUCUUUUGCUGAUGCACACACACCCACACACACUGUAAAUCCGCAGGUGCCGACUACUCUACCAGACAUGAGCGACUCUGACAGCGAGGCGUCGCUGAGAUCCGCGAGCUCUCGCGCGUCCUCCGUCGACUCCGUCGACUCCGCGUCCCCCGCCCUCUCCCUUCGCUACGGCGCCGAUGUCGUGCGUGACGCGCCGGUGGAGGUGAUAACGAUGCGGCUGCAACGCGAACAGAAACUGCGCCGAGUGCUCUCGCAGCGCCACCUGGGCCAGCCAGAGGCCAUCGCGGAUAACGCCUUCUUUUGCACCCGUAGCGCUCUUGCCGAGGAGGACGUGGUGUGGCUCUACUCCUUGACGAACCACAACUGCUUUGAGCAGCUGCUGAGGGAGGUGACAGCGACGACGUCAUCGCUCGCCGGCCACCUCGACGCAGUUCUUUCCAACGCCAACCCACUCUUCUACUUCAACUACGGAAUGCCGAUUGAGGCAGCGCGCGGUGCAACAGAGGCAGACAAGGCGGGGGAAGAUGGGGGAAACGACGAGGGCACGCCCUUCUUACGAGAGUCGCCAUUCAUGCAGCGGUGGAGCAGAGAGCGGUGUGCCAUCCAGCGCAAGCGGCCAGUCCCUGAAGAGCUAGAAAAGUCGGCCUCCGCACCUCCCGGCACAGACGCGCGUUCCGACAGAGCCGGUGGAGCGCGGAAAACUGCGAAGAAGUCCUCCAGCGCGUCAACCUCGUCUGGGCUUGUAGCGCAGUCGAUGAUGGCCUGGGAGGCCCACCUGACCGCCUCGCUCACGCAGGAGGGCGAAACGAUUGAGAACUUCCGCCAAGCGCGGUCCAAGUCCAGCUACACGGAGAAGAAGUCCUUCCAGCGGCAGGCGGAGUGGAAUGAGUUUGAGCGCGAGGUGGCUCUGCAGCAACAACAGCGUGACCGCGCUGCCACGCGUGCCCUUCGCCGUGGUGAAGUGGACGAGUGA